Messenger RNA from Lathyrus oleraceus (garden pea), 1823 nucleotides. Its product is annotated as zinc finger CCCH domain-containing protein 15. NCBI's taxonomy places the organism in Eukaryota, Viridiplantae, Streptophyta, Magnoliopsida, Fabales, Fabaceae. Bases 417 to 1514 code for a protein of 365 amino acids. The record is from RefSeq and is a predicted model, not a curated record. The transcript has 3 exons. Gene Ontology annotation, molecular function: mRNA binding; metal ion binding.
CUCCGCCUUCUGAUUAAUUAUCAACGGUGGUAUACACGAGAUACGUUUCAGUUACAUGAAGGAAAUUGAAUUCCCAGAAAACCCCAUCAAGAAUGAGGCGCUGUUUCAAAAUUUUAAGGGGUAAGUUUGGAACUACAUCCCUACUUUGAAAAUCGCACAAAAUCCGAAAGGAAAUUCUGUUAGAAAAUGUGUUGAAAACAGUUUUCCCUCGCACCAAACACACCCUCUACAUUGCCACUAUAUAAUCUCUUUCUUCAACCUCUCUCUCUUCCAAGUUCUAACCGUAUUUCUCUUUCUACAUUUUCUCUCUCUCUCUGGGGAAGAAGCUCAACUCAGCUUGUGAAGUUGGAGCUUCUCUUCGUUUCUCAUCCUUUCUGUUACGAUCGAUUUUUCUUAGAAUUACUUCACCGAUCAAAAUGCAUGACAAGGACGUUUGUUCUCCCUCAUCUCAAAGAGGAUUCGGCGUCGACCUCAACACUGCCGGCCACAUGCAAAUGAACGCCGGCGCGUUCGCUUCUUUGUACUCCGCUCUGACUAAUAGUAAUGAGAAUCUUCCGUCACUCUCCGGAAAUUUCAACAACGGCGGGGGCGUUUCACUUUAUCCGUACUCUGAUUCUGAAACUGAGUACGACUCGUUCGUGAUACAGAAGCAUCAGGAUAUGGUGAAUCGUCACAGCAUGUGUCUCAGUCGCCUCAUGGAGGCUUCCAAUGAGGUUGAAACUCUGCAGCAAGAGAACGAAGAGCUCCGUGCCGUGAACAAAGAGUUGCAGAAGAAUCUGAACCUCCUAGUUCAGGCUUCGCUGGAGAAUCGAUUUGGCCGUGACGGCUCCUCCGUUCAGACACAGUCGAUUCCGUUUGAUGUAUUGCAUAGUGUCUGUGGCUUGAAUCUUGGAGAUGGUAAAGAAAACUGUGAUGGUGGUUGGAAUAACUAUAACAUCAAGAAUACUAAUAAUAGUAGCAAGGAGCUGCAGGAAGAUUCGGAUGAGAGUUCAACGAGUGUGAUAGAUAAUAACGAUGUUGAUGUUGAUGCGGAACGGUUCUCGCUGCCGAAGAGCAUAUCUGUGAGAUCCAAUGGCUACGUGAAGGUGGCUCAGCCUCCAGCCACCGUAACUAACAAUAACGCUGGCCGCAUCACCAAGGGCGCUACCCGCUCUCGUGCGUCUUCCACUCAACCAGAUCACGUUCAAAAGGUAUAUGUGCGAGGAGGAGGGCAGAAAGAGGAGGAGCCUCUUGAGAUGACUGUGUAUAAUCAGGGGAUGUUCAAGACUGAGCUGUGUAACAAAUGGCAGGAAACUGGCACAUGCCCGUAUACUGACCACUGCCAAUUCGCUCACGGUAUUGGGGAGCUUCGCCCGGUGAUCCGCCACCCACGCUACAAAACUGAGGUCUGUAGGAUGGUUUUUGCUGGGGUUGUCUGCCCGUAUGGCCAUAGAUGCCAUUUCCGUCAUGCACUUACUGAGCAAGAGAAAGCUAUAGCACAAUCCACGCCCAGAUCAAGGAAGAUGGAAAGAUAAAUAGUCUCAUGGAGGUGUUUGUUUGACUCAAAACGUAUACAUCAGUACAUAAUAUUCUUGAUUGUGUCAUUACAAAUUGAGGUCUAGAGCAUGGUUCUUGUGGAGAAUGUGGUCUGUCAUCAUGUCUCUCUUUUUUCUCCCCCCAUAAGUUUGACAUUUUGAUUUUUGAACUCUACAUACAUACGUUUAUAUUGAUCCCAACACAGCGAACAUAAGAGAAAGUACUCUGAAAAAAUACAUAUUUUUGGUAGUUUUGUAUGGAUGCAUCAUUUGAUAGUUUGCAAAUUAAGCAAUUUCUUAUUGUGCUUG